Molecule: messenger RNA, 1527 nt
Organism: Pollicipes pollicipes
Lineage: Eukaryota; Metazoa; Arthropoda; Thecostraca; Pollicipedomorpha; Pollicipedidae
Product: rho GTPase-activating protein 39
Exons: 7
Coding region: 1-1299 (432 amino acids)
Biological process (GO): signal transduction
Cellular component (GO): cytoplasm; cytoskeleton
Molecular function (GO): GTPase activator activity
Source: RefSeq, a predicted model, not a curated record
AUGGAGUUCACGUCGCAGACGUCGCUGGCCAGCAGCGCGGCCAGCACGCUGCCCGAGCGGUCGGCCCUGAGCGGGCCCGGCGCCGCCGGCGACAGCGACAUCGAGAAGUACGCCAAGGACAAUCUGAACCUGCACAAGCGCGGCAUCUUCCGCAAGAAGAACACCGUGCGUGACAUGCUCUCCUGGUCUAAGGACCCAAUCAGUCAGCCGAUGAUCGCCACGCUGGACAAGGCGCUGAAGCGGGACGCCUGCGAGGUGUACAAGCUGGUGCAGAUCUACAUGGGCGAUCGCAAGGCCAAGCCGGGCAUGACACUGAACAGUGUGGGAGCCGAGCUGGCCGGGCUCGGCUGGAGCAAACCGGGCCUGCGUGACGAGGUGUACGUGCAGGUGUGCCGCCAGACGACCGAGAACCCGCGGCGCGACAGUCUGCGCCGGGGCUGGGAGCUGCUCGCCAUCUGCCUGCAGUUCUUCCCGCCGUCGGACAAGUUCGUCAGCUUCCUGGACGGCUACAUCCAGCGGCACCGCGACCCGGCGCUCGACCAUCCCGAGCUGGCCAAGUGGCCCGUGCAUUCGCUGAUACAAGUACAGAUCUCCCACUAUGCCAAAAUAUGCUGCCAAAGACUGGAACGGAACCUCGGCAAACGGAACAACCGCAAGCCCAGCUUAGAGGAGAUUGACCAGGCACGGUUUCAGAUAUUCCGCUCCAGCAUGUACGGCAGCACGCUGCAGGAGGUGAUGGCGAUCCAGCGGGAUCGCUUCCCGCACCGGCGGCUGCCCUGGAUCAUCACCACGCUGACCGAGGAGGUGCUGCGGCUGCAGGGCGCGCAGACCGAGGGCAUCUUCAGGGUGCCGGCGGACGCGGAGGAGGUGCUGAACCUGAAGCUGCGCACCGACCAGUGGGAGGUUCCCGAGUGCUCUGACGCGCACGUGCCGGCGUCGCUGCUGAAGCAGUGGUACCGCGAACUGUGGGAGCCUCUGAUUCCCGACCGAUUGUACGCCAACUGCAUCGAACAUUGCGGCCAGCCGCUGCCGCUGCUGGAGCUGGUGCAGCAGCUGCCCGAGAUCAACCGGCUGGUGCUCACCUACCUGGUCCGCUUCCUGCAGCUGUUCAGCCGGCCGGAGGUGGUGCAGCAGACAAAGAUGGACGCCAGCAACUUGGCCAUGGUGUUCGCGCCCAACGUGCUGCGCUGCCGCUCGCAGGAGUCGCACGUGGUGCUCGAGAACGCGCGCAAGGCCAUGGCCUUCAUGAAGACUCUCAUCCAGCACAUGGACACCAAGUGUAUGGAGGGCGUGGUCUGAGCGGCACGGCACGCCGGGACCGGCGCACACCAAAGAGGCGGCGCGCGGCCACCUAGUCACGGGCAUCGCGCCCCGCCGCCGCCGCGUCCGGCCGGCAGGCGGACGCUGGACGCCGCCGGAGCGUCGCCCCCGACCGGCAGCGGGGUGGUGCGGUGCCGGGCCGCACCGCCGCCGGCGCCGCCCGCCGCCCUGUUGCUCGAUCUUCAUUUUUUACGCAGAUAAUCGAGU